This is a messenger RNA of Gregarina niphandrodes, 562 nucleotides long. Its product is annotated as ethanolaminephosphotransferase. Lineage: Eukaryota; Apicomplexa; Conoidasida; Eugregarinorida; Gregarinidae. The record is from RefSeq and is a predicted model, not a curated record. Gene Ontology annotation, molecular function: phosphotransferase activity, for other substituted phosphate groups. The transcript has 2 exons. Gene Ontology annotation, cellular component: membrane. Gene Ontology annotation, biological process: phospholipid biosynthetic process. The annotation marks the transcript as partial.
AUGGGUGAGUAUGAGUACACUGUGCCUACGACCUCGCCUUUUUAUCGUGGGGUAGUAUCCCCGGCGUGUGAGUGGCUGGUACGGCGCAUUCCGGCUAACGUCACGCCGGAUGCAAUCACGUGGGUCGGUUUACUCUUCGCGGCCACGGCAGUGUUGGUGAUGCCGCUAAGUCGAUGGCUGGCCGCAGUCUGUUGGGUCCUGUAUGCCACGGCCGACAAUCUUGAUGGAAAACACGCCCGUGCAACGAAACAAGCGAGCGUGAAGGGUGAAUUCCUCGACCACGUCGUGGAUUCCGCCACCUGCAGUCUACUCACCAUCAUCCUGGCAGCCUCCACGGAAGGUCACUACCCACCCUGCGCCAUGCUCACUCUUACCGUCCAAGUACCCUUCAUCAUCGGGUGCUGGUACUACUACAGCACGGGCCGCAUUCUCCUCGGAUGCACCUCCAAAGGCCAACAAGGACCUUGGGUCACGGUGGAUGAGAUUAACUAUAUAGCAGUACCGCUUCUAAUUGCACUGCAGCCUCUGUGGACUUGUUUUGACGUGUAUGGUAUCAAGCUAG